Messenger RNA from Oldenlandia corymbosa var. corymbosa, 321 nucleotides. Lineage: Eukaryota; Viridiplantae; Streptophyta; Magnoliopsida; Gentianales; Rubiaceae. The record is from the annotation of a GenBank genome assembly.
AUGGGUGGAGGAUUCGGACCUCGGCUGUAUAGCUGCUAUAAGUGCAAAAAUCAUGUAUCUUUUCACGAUGACAUAAUCUCAAAGGCUUUUCAGGGGAGAAGUGGGAGAGCAUUUCUGUUUUCUCACACAAUGAACAUUGUUGUGGGAGCUAAAGAAGAUAGAAGACUAAUCACCGGACUUCACACUGUGGCUGAUGUACAUUGCGGCGAUUGCCGGGAGGUAUUAGGCUGGAAGUAUGAAAGAGCUUACGAGUCAUCUCAGAAGUACAAAGAAGGGAAGUUCAUACUUGAGAAGUCUAAAAUUGUAAAAGACAAUUGGUAA